AAAUGACCCUUUUAUUCCCAUGAAUCGAGAAACUUCAUAGUUCCACUCAAACCUUCACGAGUUUUCUCAAAAAUUCAAUCCAUCCCUUCAUCUUCUCCUAUAUAAACCACUUCACUCUCAACAUUCUUCAAUCAUCAUCUCAUAACAGCAAAAACCAAAGUGAAAUCACUGCAAAUUCGAUCAAAUAAAGAUAUCUCAUCAAUUAAUCUCAAAAAUGGCGAGCAAUGCAUUGAAUUGCGGUGCAAUCUGUUCACCAAUUGUUUCAAACACAAGUUGUAGGAAAUUGGGUAGUUUAGGGCCAUGUUCAGUGUCAUUUCCAGCACCCAAAAAAGCUUCAGUACAGUCUCGUAUGGCAGUAAGAGCUCAACAAGCUGGUGGCGAGAAUAAAGAGGGUAGUCAUCAUGUUGAUGUACAAGUACAAAAAAACAACCCUAACCACAACCAAUCCACUUAUGUUGAGCGCCGCCCUCGGCGCCUUGCUGUCGAUAUAUCUCCUUUCGGAUUGAUCGACUCAUUUUCCCCAAUGAGAUCGAUGCGCCAAAUGAUAGACACAAUGGACCGUCUGUUAGAAGACACGAUGGCAAUGCCAAGUGGUACGGGCUCGAUUCGAGCACCAUGGGACGUCAUGGAAGAUGAAAACGAGAUCAAGAUGAGGUUCGACAUGCCGGGACUGACCAAGGAAGACGUCAAAGUAUCAGUAGAAGAUAACAUGCUAGUGAUCAAAGGAGAGCACAAGAAGGAAGAAGGAUCAGGUGAUCAAAACUCAUGGGGUAAAAGAAGUUAUAGUUCUUACAAUACUAAACUUCAGUUACCUGAGAAUUGUGAAGUAGAUAAGAUUAAGGCGGAAUUGAAGGAUGGUGUUCUUUACAUAUCUAUUCCUAAGACUAAGGUUGAACGCAAGGUUAUCGAUGUGCAUAUCCAGUGAAGUUGAAUGGGUUAUCAUUCCAUGGAGACAACACUCAAAAAGUAUAGAAUUUAUGACUGAAUAAUGUAUUAAUAUGUAUGUGUUUUUACAGUUUAUUUCUAGUUUAUUGAAGUUGUACAGUUUAUAGAUAUAUAUAUUAAUAUAAUGUGAGGAAUUAUACUUUAUCUUAGA
Amaranthus tricolor (Joseph's coat) is the source of this 1096-nucleotide messenger RNA. Its product is annotated as small heat shock protein, chloroplastic-like. Lineage: Eukaryota; Viridiplantae; Streptophyta; Magnoliopsida; Caryophyllales; Amaranthaceae. Gene Ontology annotation, biological process: response to heat. The transcript has 2 exons. The record is from RefSeq and is a predicted model, not a curated record. Bases 215 to 925 code for a protein of 236 amino acids.